Molecule: messenger RNA, 2573 nt
Organism: Pogona vitticeps (central bearded dragon)
Lineage: Eukaryota; Metazoa; Chordata; Lepidosauria; Squamata; Agamidae
Gene: NOA1
Product: nitric oxide associated 1
Molecular function (GO): GTP binding
Source: RefSeq, a predicted model, not a curated record
GCCGCGGGGCAAGCGCCCCACGUCGGGGCGGCCCUGGAGGAGGCGCUGUGCCAGCGUUGCUGGCUCCUGACCCACCACCAGAAGGCCCUGCGGGUGCGGAUGUCCCCCGAGGAGUACCGGCAGCGGGUGAGCGCCGCCCUCCAGCGCCGCCCUCCGCAGCCCCACGGGCGGCCCCCGCUGGUCCUCUACCUGGCCGACCUGCUGGACCUGCCGGACUCGGUCCUGCCCGACCUGCCGGCCCUGGUGGGGCCUUCGGCCCACGUCUUCGUGCUGGGCAACAAGGUGGACCUGCUGCCGGGCGACUCGCCGGGCUACCUGAGGCGCCUCCGGGAGCGCCUGCGGGACCUCUGCGUCCAGGUCGGCCUGGUGGAGGCCAGCCGGCCGGGAGGCGACGACGCCGACGACGGCCGGAGCAGGAGCAGGAGGAGCGCCGGGCGGGUGGUGGACGUGCACCUCAUCAGCGCCCGGACGGGCUACGGGGUGGAAGAGCUGAUCAACAAGCUGCAGAGCUCCUGGAAGUUCAACGGGGAUGUCUAUCUGGUGGGGAGCACCAACGCGGGGAAGUCGACCCUCUUCAACACCCUCCUGCACUCGGACUACUGCAAAUCCAAAGCCUCCGAUGUCAUCCGCAGGGCUACCGUCUCCCCUUGGCCAGGAACUACCUUGAACCUUCUGAAAUUUCCAAUCAUUACUCCUACACCUUAUAGAAUAUUUCAGAGGAAAACAAGGCUGCAGGAAGAUGCAAAGAAAACAGAGGACGAUCUCAGUGAAGAAGAACAAAAACAGCUCCAGAAGCUCAAAAAAUACGGUUACUUAAUAGGAAGAGUUGGAAGAACAUUUAAAAAAACACAGAGAGAAACUUCUCAGUUUGAAUUUGAUGCUGAGGCAAUGUCCUACAGUCUAAAUGAAGAACCUUUGCUUCCGUGCAAACCUCCUGCCGAGAAAGUUGAAUUUACAGAAGAUGAAGUGAAAUAUUCUCGCUGGUUCUAUGACACUCCAGGGAUUGUAAGGGAUGGUUGUAUUUUAAACCUCCUAGAUGAAAAAGAAGUCAAGCUUGUUUUGCCAACUCAAGCUAUUGUGCCAAGGACAUUUGUGCUGAAGCCUGGGAUGACCCUGUUUCUGGGUUCACUGGGACGCAUAGAUUAUUUACAGGGGAACGAAUGCUCCUGGUUUUCUGUUAUAGCCUCAAACUUUUUGCCUGUGCAUAUCACUACACUUGAAAAAGCAGACGCUGUCUAUCAAAAGCACGCGGGUCAAGUGUUACUGAAGGUUCCUAUCGGAGGUGAAGAACGGAUGAAAGAUUUCCCACCUUUGGUAUCUCACGAUGUGAUUUUGGAAGGAAUUGGUGAUACUGAGGCAGUAGCUGACAUAAAGCUUUCAUCUGCAGGCUGGGUUGCAGUUACAUCACACUUGAACAACAAAAUCCAUCUGAGGUGCUACACCCCUGAAGGGACAAAGCUGUCAGUACGCCAGCCUCCUCUGCUGCCCUACAUUGUUCAGGUCAAAGGAAAACGUUUAAAACGAUCACCAGCCUAUCAGACUGUAAAACCACCUUCCCUUGUACAGAAUUUAAAAGCAAGGAAGAAAUCCUAGGGAACCUCUAGGUCUAAAGCGCAAGACAUUGUAAAUAAAAUUUCCCAGGGUGACAUUUAUUCAGAUAGCAAACUGUGAAUUGCACAAAAUACAUCUUUAUUUUUUUACAAAACAUGUACAAUAUUAACUUUGUAAAAUGUUAUUAGGAUUUAAAGUUAUAAGAAUCAUGUAUGCAAUAGACAUAUAUUGCUCAUUUUUAAACUUCUUUCUUAUAAACACUGAUAGGAUGCUCUAGCAGUGCUUUAUGUAUGCUAGAGCUGUAACACAAGUCAUCUUCUGUACUAUCUCCACUAGAUCCUCUUUUUCUAUUCCUCACUUUUUAUCUCUUAACUGCUUUAAUCCCUCUCCGAUGAGUUUUGUCCCUUUUUCUCCUUCUGGGCUCAGAGUUCCCCUUGUUUUCAAGGCUGUUUAGGUGAUUACAUGGCAAUAGACAUAUACUGCUCAUUUUUAAACUUUCUUAUAAGCACUGAUAGGAUGCUCCAGCAGCGCUUUAUGUAUGCUAGAGCUGUAACACGAGUCAUCUUCUAAAUUAAUCUGAAAGGACUCUAGGGGAAUUGCCUAAAUUGUUUAAGGCAAGGCACUCUCAGCCUAAUCAGCAGUAUGUGUGUGUGAGGAAACUCCACAGGGUGUACCCUGUGAUGUCUAUAUGAUGUCUCAGGUCUCUGAGCCGAGAAGGAGAAAAAGGGACAAAACUCAUUGAAGAGGGAUUAAAGCAGUUAGGAGAUAAAAAGUGAGGCAACAGAGGGUGCUAAUUGGGCGGGGAGAAAGGAGGAAAGGGGCAGAGAGGGAGACGAGGAGGAGGCAGAAGCCUGUUGGGGAAGAGAAGAGCGAGAGGAACGGAAAAAGAGGAUCUAGUGGAAAUAGUACAGAAGGAUCCGUGGACGGGCAAAUGGGUAGAGUUCAGAGUACCCUGUGAGUAUGGAGAAAAGGAGUGGAGUAGAUAGGCACACAGAAAGCCACCUUACUGGGGGGAAACGGAA